UAAUCAUUUCGAUACAUUUGUAUGUGAGUCAAAUGAAUAUGGCUUAAAAUUUUAUCUCCUGUUUAAAAAAGAUUUUUUAAUGCAAACAAUUGAUGGGACAGAAGCAUACGCUAUUUUUUGCAGCAGAGGAAGGACGAAAGGACGACUUAAAAUGGGUGUUAUAUGAUAAAAAAGUCUCACCAAAUUUAAGAGAUCAUACGACACAGCAAGUAGCGUUGCAUCUUGCUGCAUCGAAAGGCCAUGUUGAAUGUGUAAAGUUAUUGUUGAAAGCUGGAGCCAAUGUUGAUGCUCGGAACCGUUACGGCCUAACUCCGCUUCAUUUAGCUGUUUGUGAUGGAAAAAUUGGAUGUGUUUUGGCGUUGAUUGAAGGUGGGGCUGAUGUUAAUGCAACAUCCAGAUUUGGCUGUACCCCAUUGCACCAAGCAGCAUAUUUCAGGCGUUUUAGAUGCUGUCAAGCACUACUGGUCGCUGGGGCUUGGGUUGAUGUUCAAGAAUCUUGGGGGCGGACACCAUUAUUCCUUGCCAUUGAGAAGAAGAAUAUUGAAAUUGUAGGAUUACUUCUUCAAAACAAAGCAAAUGUUAAUAUGACAGACAGUAUCAAAGGACAAACAGCUCUGAUCUUCGCUGCUUCAUUGGGAGAUGUUGAAUCCAUGAGUCAUUUGCUUGAUAACUGUGCUGACCCGAAUUGUCAGGACGCUUUUGGCCAUACACCAUUACAUCAUGUUGUGAAAGAAACUACAGAUAGGAAUACAGAAAGAUGUGUCAGACAACUGGCAGCAUAUGGUGCAGUGUGUUUAAGAGACAACAACAACCAAUCACCCAUUGACAUAUUAAUGGAGAAAAACAGAAUUUGUGAUGCAGAAACAUUGAUGGAGCUAACAUGUAAACCAAGAAGUUUACGAAGUAUAUGCUGGGUAAAAGUGAGACAAAAUCUACAAAGUCGUGAAAACGUUGAUUUACGAGAACUCGAAGUUCCCAUGUGUUUAAUUAGAUUUAUAGAAAAUGAUUCAGCGUUUCUAGAAACAAAUUAAUUAAAAUAUUUUAAGAAUGAUGAAAGUUAUGCUUGUACACACCUAAAUACAAAUUAUAAUAUGAGGAAUCUAAUAUUGUUAACCAUGUAGAAAUUUUACAAUAAUAAAGUAUGUAUAUUAUUCAUCUCAAUAUUA
Messenger RNA from Dendronephthya gigantea, 1166 nucleotides. RefSeq names its product ankyrin repeat and protein kinase domain-containing protein 1-like. Gene Ontology annotation, molecular function: protein binding. The record is from RefSeq and is a predicted model, not a curated record. The transcript has 6 exons. NCBI's taxonomy places the organism in Eukaryota, Metazoa, Cnidaria, Anthozoa, Malacalcyonacea, Nephtheidae. Bases 93 to 1031 code for a protein of 312 amino acids.